AAACCAGAACCACCAUUUCUUUAGAUCAUUAUGGCAAUGGAGGAUGAAAUCAAGAUCAUAUUCAAGAUAGGUCUUUCAGUCUUCGCAUCUCUAAGCUAUACCUACUUCAUAUCUUCUAAGAUCCCCCAAGGCAAACUCAGGUUCUUCUCCCUCCUUCCUAUCGUAUACCUCUUCUUCAUCCUCCCUCUAUAUUUAUCUACAGCCCUCCCCGCCGGAGUUAUUUCCUUGUUCGUCACCUGGAUUGGUACCUUCAAGCUCCUUCUCUUCUCCUUCGGGUCCGGCCCGCUUUCGUCUCAACCACCACCAAAGUCUCUCAUCCUCUUCAUCUUUCUUACUUGUUUUCCAAUCAAAACUCAAAGCUCAAACCAGAGAAACCCCGAUAAGUCGUCCCCAGAUUCAGGAAAACCACAGAAGCUGCCCUUAAAUCUGCCAACCAAAGUCGUCCUUUUUGCUAUUUUGGUGGCUCUCACCGACUACAAACAUUACUUGCAGCCCAAGGUUUUGAUAUUCCAGUAUGGCUGCAUGCUGUACCUCUUCGUGGACAUUAUCGUCGGCUCCUGCAACGUUCUGAUGAGAGCAACUCUUGGGUUCGAGCUGGAGUCACCGUCCGAAGAGCCAUACCUCUCUACUUCGCUGCAAGACUUUUGGGGCCGGAGGUGGAACCUCAUGAUAUCAAACCUUCUGCGCAGCACCAUACACAAACCCGUACGGUCAGCCGUGGAGGCUAUUGCAGGGCGCGAGUGGGCCCCACUUCCGGCCGUGUUGGCCGCCUUUUUGGUGUCGGGUCUAAUGCACGAGCUCAUAUACUACUACAUGACGAGGGUGACUCCCACGUGGGAGGUGACGCUGUUCUUCGUUCUCCAUGGAGUGUGUUUGGUGGUGGAGGUUGGUAUGAAGAAGAUUUUAACUCCAAAAUGGCGGUGGCAUUGGGCUGUCUCCGUCCCAAUGACACUCGGCUUCCUGAUGGUCACCGCCACUUGGUUAUUCUUCCCGCCGUUACUGAGGAAUGGGGUGGAUGUGAGGGCAAUCAAAGAGUGCAAGGAUUUAUUGGGAUUUAUUAAUGAAAAGUUAAAAUUGGAUCGUUUAGUUUCAUGGACGCCUAUUUCUCUGGAUGAUUAGAAUAAUAUAAUCUUGCGAGUUAAAAGAUCGAUCUCAUAGUUCACACAAAAAUGAAAACUUCAUUUGUAACAAAGUUAGUAUGGGAUAAAGCAACAUGUAAUUUGUAUCAUAUUUCACGUGAUGAUGAUGAAAUUUCAUGACACUAGCUCAUUUUAGCA
Messenger RNA from Argentina anserina (silverweed cinquefoil), 1277 nucleotides. Its product is annotated as probable long-chain-alcohol O-fatty-acyltransferase 5. The coding region runs from base 31 to 1119 and encodes 362 amino acids. The record is from RefSeq and is a predicted model, not a curated record. Gene Ontology annotation, biological process: lipid metabolic process. The transcript has a single exon. NCBI's taxonomy places the organism in Eukaryota, Viridiplantae, Streptophyta, Magnoliopsida, Rosales, Rosaceae.